Messenger RNA from Achroia grisella, 10050 nucleotides. RefSeq lists its product as uncharacterized. The transcript has 11 exons. Gene Ontology annotation, biological process: DNA damage checkpoint signaling; positive regulation of transcription by RNA polymerase II. Bases 1 to 3720 code for a protein of 1239 amino acids. The record is from RefSeq and is a predicted model, not a curated record. Gene Ontology annotation, cellular component: nucleus. Lineage: Eukaryota; Metazoa; Arthropoda; Insecta; Lepidoptera; Pyralidae. Gene Ontology annotation, molecular function: histone binding.
AUGGAAGAAUCUAAUAGAAAUAAUAAUGACAAAGUCUCUUCUUCUCAAGAAAUAGCUUCACCGAAUUCUGACACCAUAGAGAACACUCCAACUAAACCUGGUGACACCUCUCAGAUUCUGUUCCCGGAGAGUCCUGUCUAUGAACCUGAAGACAUGGAAGAAAUUCAACAACCUGAUGAGCAUGUCACCUCUACAACAGAAAUGAAGGCUGAUGAACAACUGGAAGUUAAAGAAGGCACUCCAACGCAAGUAAAAAGAAAAUUGAGCGAUGAAGCUUUGCAGAGUGAUGCAAAGAUGCAAAAAAUUGAUCUCACCAGUGGCGACUGUGGUGUUUCCACGCAAAACUUAGAUGACGAGGUGUCAGAAAUAAUUGGCGCCGCAUCUAAAAGAAAAUUGGAUAUUCAAUUGCCAUCUACAUCACGUGUACGAACACCUGUCAAAUCAAGCCCGAGAAAAAUAACAAAGCGAAGCAAUAGUGCUGACGUAACUAAACCGAAAACACCAAAGACUCCAAAAUCUCGAUCAGCCAGCGUGGACAUCACGAAAGCACCGAAAACACCACGUCGACAACCUCUACAGUUAGAUCAAAUUGAAGAGCAUGUAAUCUCAGAAGAAACAAAUGGAUCAGACAAAAACUCUCGAGCUAGUGUGGUAUUUGUUAAAGAAAUACCACCACCAAAAGUGAACCCUGUGGAAAUAACAGCAGAGGAAUCCAAUUCAGAAUUAAAUGACUCACAAAAUUUACAUCUAGUCUUAUCACCUUCUCCCGAUGAAGAUGUUAGCAAUGAUAAAUCAAAGCCAUAUUAUAGCAGUGACCCAGUCACAGUUAAAGAUAGAAAAGAAAUAUUGGAUCCCGGCAAAAUUUAUAAAACACACAGUGAAGGUUAUAAUUAUUCAGAUCAAAGUAGCAACUUAUCUCAAUCAAUGCUAAAAGAUUAUAAUAAGGGUAAAACAACUGAUCAAGAAAGUACUGAUAGUGUUGCCUCUAUAAAUCUUGAAAGUCCUGACCAUGUCCCUAGUGUUGCUUCAAAGAUGAUCUCCAAAUUAUCCAAUGGCAAUUCUUCAACUCCAACCGAAAUAUCCAUUCCAGGAAAACAUGGCUUGACAGAAGAUAGCGAUAGCACUCCUGAUCUGAUCAAAUUAAAUGGCAACAAAGGUAAAAGGCUUAAAAAUGAGUCAUUCCGUGCGAGUAAUACAACAACACCAUCAACAAUUUCACCAUUGCAGAACGGUCACUCACUGCCCAUCAACACUCCUCAAAUACCCAUUUUUGAUAUUCACAUUAGCCAAAAUGAGGAUUGUGAGUUUCUAUCCCUAUAUGUUGUGAGAACUGAUAAUGAUUUAGGUAUGGAUAUAUGCAAAGAAUUUCAGAGGAUUUCAAAAAGAUUUACCAUUGAUCCUUAUAUGGCAGAUGUCUCUGUUAGCAACUCUCCAUCCAGUGUUACUAGUGGAGGCAUGAUAAAUCUACCCAAUAGAACCUCGUUUGCAUCAACUGUCAGCUCGACUUCUACUACCAGCAGCAAUCGCACAAGCGACGGAGCUUUUGUAGUACCACAGCCACCAAGAAAAUCUGUGUCGAACCCAUCAACUACUGUUAAAGGAUAUGAUGCUUUAAUGAAGAAGUUACAAGAUAUAUUUUCGCAUAUAAGAGAAACAUCUAUGGACGAAGGAAAUCGAUCAUUAAGUGACGAUAAAAUAUCAAUUGGGAUUCAAACGUCACUUUCAAGUGAUUCGGCUUCACUGAGUAAUGGCAAUGCUAGUCCUGAUGAAGUCAGUAAAUGUGAUAAGACCACUCCAAAGAGUUCACUCAAGAAGUCUCGGGUAAGGGGUCGUAGACCCCUAGCCGGCAAAACAAAGCGUGCUAUUUUGCCAACGCAGCACGAGGAAGCGGAAGAGGCUCAAGUUGCCAAAUCGCCUGAAAGGCUGCCAUCAAAUGGCGAAAACGGUAAAAUGUCUCCAGUCAAGUCACCUAAAGAAGAGAAGCCCUUAGCUUCUAUUGUGGGUACACCAAAAUCAGUCACUAAACUGAAACAGAAACGUCGUCCAACAUCGCCUAGACCUGCCACUCCUGUCGAGAAAGUUAUAGUCAAAACUGAAUAUCCAGGGUUUCCUCCUGAUACGGUGGUGCUAGCCAAGUGGGCAGAUAAGCGUUAUUAUUCUGGAAAAGUUCUAGAAAUCACCGAACCAAACAAAUAUUUAAUUAAAUUCGAUGACGGACAUUCCAAAGUUCUUCUAGAUGACUUCAUAAUAUUUGGAGAUAUGAAAAGUUUACCGUUGCGGGGAUGUUCAGUUUACGCAAUGGUAGAUGAUGAACAGAACUACGAGCCUGGCCUGGUGCUAGAUGUGGAGGAGAAUGCGAGCGGUACCGUGACAUAUCGCUGCAUUACUGAUGGAGAAACGCAGGUGUGUGUGACUGCGAGCGAACUAUACCUGACGGAGGACCAGGCUCGAGCUCUGAAGGACUCUUCACGACCGCGCUCACCCCCCGUGCCGCACCCCACCACCCCGCGCCGACGUCAUCACACCGAGCUGGAUCUCGACAAUAUAAUACAGGGUCCGCGUAGCGCUCGAACUCGGGACAAGGGUAGUUCGAGCGCAAGGAAACGGCUUGCGUCACCGAAGAGUCCUAAAGCAUCAACUUCAGGCGUGAAGUCAAAAAGCACGGCAGUAAGCCGCAAACGUCUAGCGAGCGAGAGUAGCGAGAUGAGUGAAAGCAGCAACUCUGCGCCGCCCGCUCGUAUAGAAGACGUCGCUGGAGUCGAACCCGAAGUGCAGCGGACGCCGCGCAAGAUCGACGGCGUCAAGGCGGGGCCAUUGCAACUUAAAGGUGCGGCCAAACAGAACAUUGGCAAAAAGAACUCUAAGCUGACAAAGUUCGAGAACGAUGAAGACACAGUGUCGCUGCUCGGGCCGAUACCGAGCGGUGACUGCACCAUAUUCUCCGGUCUGCACUUCCUGCUGACGUGCAACGAGGCGCCACGCAUAAGGGACGGAGAUGAGAAGUAUACUGGAAAGAGUCAGGAUACCCGACAUUACUCAUCAGAAGAAGAUGGCGACACCACAUCUACUAUUGCUACGGACACGGAAGAUCUGGAGUUCUGCAACAGGCCCUUCAACAAGGAACGGCUUAAGGAGCAGAUAGAGGCUGGAGGCGGUGUUGUCUACAGCCAUUUCGAUGACGUGCCAAAAACGAAGUACAGCGUCUGCAAACUGAUAGCACCGCGGCCGUGCACCACUGCCAAGUACAUCCAAUGUCUGAGUGUGGACAUCAGGGCGGUGUCCCACGCAUGGAUCAUAUACAGCUGCAUCAAUAAUAGGCUUAUGGAUAUCGACUCUUACGUACUACCGGCCGGCUGGUCGCUUAUCAAGAAAAAACACAUCAAUUGGAAUCCACCAUCAGAUAAACGAAAUACAGCCAUUUUCAAAGACAAAGUAAUUCUCAUAUGCCACGAUCAGGACAACUUCAUGAAAUUCUGGGACCGUGUGUGCACCCUAGCUGGGGCGACCACACGGGUUGUGAACGAGGAGAACUUAAACACAAACAGUGCGCACGCUCUAGUCACCGACUGGGACUGUCCACAUGAAGUCCAGAAUAAGGCUAACCAAGAUUUGAUCCCGCUAGUCUCGCCGCACUGGGUGAAGCAGUGCCUCAUCGAAGGCAAGAUCCUGCCCACUGACGGUCACGACAAGUUUUCGUUUAUGUAUACGGAGCCAGAAUGAUCCUGGGACUUCCGGAGGAUCCUCAUAAUACGUGAAUAUUGACACUUUACGAGGACGGACGGGAGUGACGUUUUAGUGUUUAAUAAGUGAUGUGAUAACAGACACGUGGUGUAUCAAGGAAUUAUCGCCUUUGAGCGAUUUUAAUUUAGUGUCGAACACUGUGUAGUGUCUCCUUAGUGUUUCGAAAUAGAUAUUUGAAAUUGAACUCUGAUGAACUCGUAAUUAAGCUGUUGAAUUGUGGAAUAUCUUGACUGAAAUUUUUCAAUGUAUAUUAUAUUUAGUAUUUAAUGUGUUGUUAUUCAAGAAAAUAAGCGUUAAUUUACAUUGGUUUAUUAAUAAUUAUUUGAUUAUUUAAAUUAUUUCUUUACAUGAACAUGCAAUGUAAUGAUUAUAUUUUUUAUUAUUGUUUAAUGUCAUGUAUUGUAAUUUAUUUAAUGAAAAAUGUGAUUUACUACCUACACAUUAAACUCUAUUAUAAUUUGUGUAUUGACAUGAAAAUAUCUGAAAUAUUAUUUCAUUUUAAUAAAAAAAUAAGGCUAUUCUGCCUUGUCGAAUUCAGACUUUACAGUCAAAUCUUCUAUAUGUUAGAUUUGGCUGUAUGGUCUUAUACCUUUGCAUUCCCACUUUUGGAUAAAAUAUACUACUAUUAAUAAAAUUCUUAUUUUCUUGAUUAGCCUGUGUAAUUCCUGUACAACAGAUAUAAAUUACAAUUUCUAUAAAAUUAAUGUUUAUUAAAUGUUAAUAGAUAAUAAUAUUGAUGUAUCAAAUUUAAGUAAAACCAAGGAUAUUAUGAUUGUAUUAGUAGAUUUUUUAAUGUGAAUGGUAAGUAGGCUGAUUGUCCACUUUUUAAUAAUGGGAACUAUCCAGCAUAUGAGAUUUUCUCUAUGAAAAGGGUUUUUUCAAGGGUAUCUGAAGGUUUUUUAAGAGUUGCCAACUCGUGACACCUAAAGUGACAUCAGGUGAGACGUAUGCUUGUUAGCCAAUAUUGUGGUAUUAAAGAAUAGCGCUACAGAUAUGUCAUCAGGUGAUGCCUAUGAUUCUUAAGAACCAGUGUUAUGUUUAACGUGACCAUUUAUUCUUUGGAACAAAAGUUAUUCAGAAAUAGUUAAAUUCAAAGAUUUAUAAUAUGUAACAAAUAAAACAAUUUGCUUUAAUAUAGCUGGUGAAGUUUGGCUACUACUUAAAUAUUCGCACGUUACUAACAAUGGUACAAUAUUGCGUCCCAGAGUUAAUUUCGGGUACACUGGGACUCGUAAUUAUAAAAAGGACAGUUUCGUUCAAAAUGGUAUAUCUGGUCACGUUAGUUAUAACUAUAUAUAACCCUACAAUUUCAAUUAAUAACAAUACAAUCUAAUAAUUUUCUCGUUAUUCCAAAACAAUGCAUUUGGCCUAUAAAUUGUGUUCAAUUAUUAGAGUUGUAAAAGAAAUCAAUCAUAAUUUUAAAAAAUGAUCUGAAAGUGAUAUCGUAUAUAAGUGAUUUAUUUCUCUGUGUAAGGAAUUGUCUUAAUAAUUUAAUGAGUUAAUUCAUACUAAUAUGAUAAUCGUUAACGUGUGUAUACGUUGGACAUCUUUCACGUCCGAUUGGAUCAAAAUACGGCACUAAAAUCACUAUCGAAGCAAUGGCAGACCCCUGUGAUAGAUCCCCCGUCCAAUUCAAUUGGGGAUCGAAAUUACGACGACCUGAGGUUCGGACAUCUAGCGGUGCCCUCAGAUUAGUCGUAUCCGUCAGGCGGGAGUUGGCCUUCAGCCGCUCCAUAAAUCCUUCCAGCUGCCGCCAACAGCAUUAGAGUAGUCGGAAAAAACAAUGGCAGUAGUUACAAAGGUUUGUUAGCAGGCACAUUACUUAAAAUCACAUAGAUGGUUAUGUUAAUAUAGUUAAAUGUUUGAACAAGAAUAAUUUUGUGGUAAAUAAAAGUAUUUACCUCUCGGCGAUUCGAUUAGGUUGCACUAGCAGUGGUCACAAGUUGAAUGGAGUAACAGCGGAUAUUGAUAGGUGCCGGCAGUUUAUUCAACUACCGUCAUUUGAUUGUCCGAUGAAAAAUCACGAUACAGUACUCACUGUAUCCGUACACAUAUUGACCGAUGCUACCAAACUUUGAAUUUAUUAAUCACUGUAAUACACGCAGAUGAAAACUUUAAACCAGCUUCCCUAUUAAAAUUGGGGUACUUCUAUAGCCUCUACCUUAUUUACUAUAAAAUGAUGCGUGUUAAAACACUUUUAACUGUAUUAAUAACGUGUACUGAACGCGAAAGUUUAAAAAUAAUCAUUUCUAAGGCUAUUUAUUCCCUCACACUUCUGUUAAAAUUGGGGGUAUUUCUAUAUUUAUAUAGUCUCUAUUUACCUUAUUUACUAUAAAAUUAUUCGUAUUAAAACCCGUUUAACUACAUUAAUAAUGUGUAUUGAAUGCGAAGUUUUAAAAAUAAACAUUUGUAAGCCUAUUCCCACACUUCUCCGAUAUUGCGCCUAAUUUUAGUGCCGUGUGAGGAUCAUUUAAGGGUUUAAUGGAUCUUAAUUUAAUUUGACGUAUGAGGGGGGGCGUGGACUUAAUAUGUAUAUAUAUGUAAGUUGUAUGGCAAGCAUACAGACAUGUCUAGUUUGAUAAUUGACAAUGUCUAUGGCCAAAUAAAUGAUGAUAGUCAGAUGGAACGGCUGUUAUUUUUUCUAUAUUAUGAUAAAAUCAUGAUUAAUUUUUGUUGAUGUUAAUAAUCGAUCUUAUUGUAAACGUAACUAAGUUCAAAUUAUUUUUGUUAUAGUUGUUUUUGUGUUAAACGCAUUUAUUUGUUUCAGUGGUUGUUUACAGUUUUAUACAUUAUAUAAACGAGAUGUUUACCGUGAUUAUUUGGUUUCUGAGUUUCUAAUACUUAUUGCAUAUGUAGUCUCUGAUGUAAUAAUUUGUUCUAUAGUUAUAAAGCGGGUAGACGUAUUUGUCUGUUCGUAAUAAUUUAUAUCCACCACAAUUGUCCAGUCGUGAUUAGGACGUUUCAUACAGCGUUAAAAUGGAGUAGCUCAUACAAUAUAAUUAUGAUAAAUAUUUCCUUUAUAUCUAUGCAUUUAUCUAUCAUUAAUUAACUAUAACAUCAAUGUAUGUUAUUUUUUUAAACAUACAUAAACAAAUAAACAUUCGUCGGUCGCGGCCACUUGUUAAUAGAUAUGAGUGUAUUUAAACGCUAUCUUAAUUAUUAUAUGAGUAUUAUGCUGUUAUGGGCCCAGUUUCUAUUUUUAUUUUUCUAUAUAUUGGAGAAUAGAUAAUAUUUGAUGUCUAAAUACCAAAAACUGAUAAUGUACAUUUAUAUCAUGAAAAUUUCUCCGAUGCAGUUUGGAUUUUAUAUGAACGAUUUAUUAAUAUUCAAAGUAUGCACUGAGAAAUUUAAAUUGGCAUAAUAUGUUAAUAAAAAUAAUCGUGUGUAGACUGCGAACUAGAAAAGAGUAAUUUGUUCACAAAUCCAUCAUUAUUUAGUUCAUUUUGAAAAGUGCUAUUUGAAUUUAAAAUGUCAAUAUAAGUAAUUUUUGUGAUAUAAAGGUACAGCCAUGUCUUUUGUCAUGUCCUAUAGUGCGAUAUAGUUUCCACAGACCAAAUAUAUAUUAAUUGCAAACCAGGAAUCAAUCAUAGUGUACUAUGCAGGCCUCUAAACCAUUUGCAGCUAAUGACUGUUGUUUUAUUACAGUCACUUCCAUAGGCAGCUGAUGUACAGUCGGUUAGUCCUCAGGUUGAUGCACUGUUUGCAAUUGGAUGGUGUAGCAAUAAAAAUGCCUUAAUCGGAGUCCAUUAGAACAACAUCAAUAGUUUUCCUGUAAUCUGAUGAUUCAUUAACUGUAUAUCAGCAGUCUAAUAACCCUAAAAUCAUUACAGAGUUAUUUUAGCAUUGACUUUUUCUUUUAUUAAGAGUAUCUAAAUAGUAAACAUUAGUUAUUUUUUUAGUAUUGUUAAUAGGGUUUGUCGCUACCAAUACAACUUUAUACCCAGUCAUUUCUUAUGUUGCUAUCAAUUUUAUUGUGGUCUCAUUUAGUUAUAAGUAUUUUGUAUAAAACUGACGGCUAAAGCCAAGAACUAAAUAGGUAAGUAAUGUUUAAGGGUUUCGUUAAAAAGUUAAUUAUGUGUGUAUUGGGUUUGACUAACGUACACAUAUACGUGCAGUAUGACUAAGUUCGAUUUAGAAUUUAUGUUAUUAAAACCAAUUUUAUUAUUAUUUUGAAUUUAGUUGGCUAUUGGUUUAGAAAUGUUUGCAGUAAAAUAGUUAUUUUGUGCAAUUUGAGAAUCAAACAGAUAUACAAUAGUACAAAAUAAACAUCUUUUCUUUACAAUAUUUUCUACAUUUCGGUUCGAGUAUUAAUUCUAAUAAUAGACUCUAUACUAUAUUUGAUAUAAUUCAGUUUUAUGAACCGAAACUCGAAUUGUUUUAAAUUUCAAUUUCUACUCACGCUUUUGCAAUUUUUAUUAUACUUAAUUAUAACAUCAUAUUUAAGUGAAGAUGACAAGUUUGCAUGUAAAUAAUGCAUUUACUUUAAUUAUGUAUUUGUCCCAAAUCAAUCUCAAAUGUUGAAACCAAAAUUUACAUAUAAAAAAAAUAUUUUCUAUAUUUAGGAACAACUGAUAAUUUAUAUGUAUGUUAUUAUUAUUCAUCAUUAUAUUUUAAUGUUUUGGUAUUAUCAUGUAUUUUUUUUCAUUAACUUUUAAGCAGUGGCGUUGAGGUUGCAGAAGGGCUACAGGAGGGCGGAUAGCUAGCAACGUAACUUUUUUAAAUCAAACUAGAAAAUACAUGAAUAUGCAUUACUUUAUUAUUUAAUAAUAAAAUUAAAGCUGAUUUGAUAUGACAUUUUUUUUUAAUAAUAAUUAGAAGUCGACUAAUUUCUGGUUGGCACCGGGCGAGCAACAGGUUAUAAGCCACUGCUUCUAUUGUCUAUGAUGCAAGUAUUUGUUUUGCAGUAUUCUUUUUUAUUUACAUUUUCACAAAGCGUAUACUAAGUAGUGCUAAGUGUACUGUAUUAAUAUUCUAAUUGUAUAACUAAAGUGUAUAUGUAUAUUUAGUCAUAUUUAUCUAUUUUAUACAUAGUUUAAGAUUAUGAUCUCUGUACUAGGCAACUUUUGUAUCUUGAUUUUUCAAAAUGACAAUUACAAUCAUAUCUUAAAGAUGCAGGCGUGUUUUUGAAAUUUACUGCAUGGUGUUACAAACUAAAUUAAUGUAUAAUCUGUAUUGUAAAUAUUAAUUUUUAUGUAUACAUUGGUAAUUAUAAAAUUGUGUAAAUUAUCUAGUAUUGUAAUCAUUAUACAAAUGUUGACUACACUAUUUGAUGAAACAUUACUUUUACAAAUAGUCUAAUAAUAUGACAAUUAUUAUUGUAUAUAACAUGUGCUUAAUAUAAUUAGAUAAUCAUGCAUAGUUUGUCAUUUUAAUGUAAUUUUUUGUUGUGCAAAUAGAUUGAAAGUGACUUGUAAAUCAGUAUUCAAGAAUUUGUUGUGUAUAAAUUAGGGUUUUUUUAAUUACUGCUUAGGUAUUCCAAAAUUGAAGAAAGAGAGGUAUAGAGGUUGCGCUUCUAUCCCUUCCUCACUUUUUCUCGCGUCGUAAUGGGGGCUUCUAAUCCUUUUUGAUAUUAUUUAGUCGACAUUUAAAAACAAACCUAAUAGUUGCCUUUAUAUGGACUGUUUUUACGCGCGAAUAAGCUUUCACGCAGGAAAGAAUGUGCAUGUUAAAGUAGACACAGAGAAUGAGAAAGACCGCGCGCGCCGCCUGCACGCACUUUUCAGCGUCAUUCAAUGGUGCGUGCUUUAGCGCCAUUUUAUAAUAAUUUAUUAAUCAUUGCAAAAUGUCGGACAUUUUGAGCAAAGACAGAGUUAGUGAUAAUUUAUACAUUUUAAACAUGUCUUUGAAAAAUUAACUCUGUAUUAAACAAAAUGUUAAAUGAUAUGAAACAUACACAAUCAGGCGCGAAAGAGUGAGAUAAAGAAUAGAGAAAAAUAAUCACUCGGGAUUACGCGCGUGCUCUAAAUGACGUGCAAAAUGACGAGAGAACUUGACCACGAUUGAAAAACAGUCGUAUAAAGGCAACUUAUAGAAGGCUACAUUAAUCGGUGCAGGUUAAUUUAAUCGCUAGAGAAUUAUACAUCAAGUGUCGUAAUGUGAAAUGUUAACUUUGCUAUACUAUAUAGGACUACGGACUGCUAUUUAUUUUUCUUAAGCCCCCAAUAGCUACUUUAUUUCCGUCGUUGAAUGAUAUGAUAUGAACAUGGAUAUUACAUUUGUGGCGACAUAUUUCAUGUAUUGUUUUUGUUGCUCUAGAUAUAUUCGUUGUAAUUGAGUCAAGUAGAAAUGUAAUGUGUAUAAAUAAAAUGA